AUGCCUAUUGAAUACAACGUCAUUCUUGAUUCUACUACACAUCUUUCCCUUUUCCAGUACCCUUUAUUCACUCAAGCACCAACCUUAACUGAAAUCAAAACAAAAAACAACAACCAACUAAUCGAAGCAACUGCCCUACACUCCACUUCACCCAUUACUCUCACCGGCACAGCCACCAAGUACCUCAACCAGUACUACACUCUUUCCCUCCCCACCUCAACCCACCACCCCACCAAUACAAGUACUAAUACUAAUCCAAGUACCACCCCAAUACUUUUUGGCGAAAAGAUCCAAGAUAUCUUCCAACUCCGUCCCAUCCUCCCAGAAACCCCAGAUACACUCAAAAAAGCCGAACGCAAAGAGCCCACCCGAACUUUCACUCUCGGUGAAACCCAAGAAGAACUAGAGAACAAACUCAAAAACCCCAACUACAUCAUCGAAAAACUCUCCAAAGAACCCUGGACCACCCACCACAUCCUUAACAUCCCCAACCCAACUACUACUACUAACUCAACUACUACUAACUCAACUACUACUACUAACUCAACUACUACUAACUCAACUACUACUACUACCACCACCUCAACUAACUCAACUAACUUAACUACUACCACAACAACUAACUCAACUAACUCCAACUUAACAUCACCUCUUCUUGAUGACCUUAAGCGCACUAUUUACAACGCCCGAGUCGUCAACCUUUCUACUUUACAAACUCUCUUCCCAGACUUAUCCCCUCAACAAAUAUCAGAAACCUUAAACCAACUCACUACACCCUUACUUGGUAGAUUUAUUCUUAAACCUUACUUUUACAACGACCUUUCCGUUAUCUAUAUCAAAAUUAUUGCAAGAUUGCAAAAAGAUAAAGGAUACCUCAAACUUUCCUUUCAAGAGAUCUCAGACCCUGAUGAAAGAUUCUUCUACGUUCUAAACCAAAUCUCAACUCCAGAAAACCAUAUCUACCGACUAAAAGGAUACCCAGAGUCUUAG
Molecule: messenger RNA, 990 nt
Organism: Nematocida homosporus
Lineage: Eukaryota; Fungi; Microsporidia
Exons: 1
Coding region: 1-990 (329 amino acids)
Biological process (GO): DNA-templated transcription
Cellular component (GO): nucleus
Source: RefSeq, a predicted model, not a curated record